Molecule: messenger RNA, 5829 nt
Organism: Notolabrus celidotus (New Zealand spotty)
Lineage: Eukaryota; Metazoa; Chordata; Actinopteri; Labriformes; Labridae
Gene: lnpep
Product: leucyl/cystinyl aminopeptidase
Biological process (GO): peptide catabolic process; proteolysis
Cellular component (GO): cytoplasm
Molecular function (GO): zinc ion binding; metalloaminopeptidase activity; peptide binding
Source: RefSeq, a predicted model, not a curated record
UGUAAUUUGAUGGGAAGUUGUCAACAACUGGUUGGGGAGGAAGCAAAGUGUCAUUUGGCCGUUCGUGAGUUUGCCGAGCAUGUUAUAGUAAGAUUUGUUUACACAUUUUUAGCCUUUGGUUGGAUUUUGCACUAUCAAGCCGCAUUGAUAUUUUAGUUCACGAAACAACAUGGGCAACAAAGUCAUUAAAAUCAGCUAACGCUAGCUUAAUGAUGUCUUUCACUCAGUUCAAAUGGUCAGAAGUUGGCUAGUUCCAAGCUAGCAACUACGUAGCUAACGUUAGUCCAGUGAAGACAGGCUGAUAUUUACUGUGUGUGUCUGAGAGCUGCUGGGACCAGAGAGGACACAUCAGGCGAGUUAAACAUUUCCUUGUUUUGGAGGAACUGUCAGAGACACCCAACAUGGAUCCUUUCGACAACCAGAGCUCAGAGCGAGCCAACCUGCCGAGGAACAUGAUCGAGAACAGCAUGUUUGAAGAAGAGCCUGUUGUGGAUUUGGCAAAAGACUCCUCUGCUUUUCCGACGUUUCCUGCUCUUGACCCAGAUGUGGUGUACGAGCCUCGUAGCUCACGGUUGCUUGUGCGCGGCCUGGGGGAAAACGACAUGGACGAAGAUGAGGAGGACUGCGAGUCUUCGGCCCGUCUACUGGGCAUGUCCUUCAUGAACCGCUCUGCUCAGAGAUCUAACUCCUCCCCUUACACCAGACAGGCUCCUCCCAGGUCUUGUUCACGACCCUCUGCACGUACUAUGGUUGUUUGUGUGUUAUUCCUGGUGAUAGUGGCCUCUAUGACCAUGGUACUCUACUUCUUACCUGGAUGCACUUUUACCCGGGCAGGUUGUCCUAAGGUGAACAAGACAUCUCCUUUGGAGCCCAUCUACCCUGUGUCCACAAAUGGUGAACUGUUUCCAUGGACACAGUACCGGCUGCCACGCAGCGUUCAUCCUCUGAGCUACGAUCUCACCCUGAACCCAAACCUUGACAGUAUGACCUUCACAGGCAUCACUGUUAUCAGCAUGUCAGUGCUUCACAACACCAAAGUCAUCGUCCUGCAUGGUGUUUACCUCAACUUUACCAAAGCCACGUUCCAGCUUGGCGAUGGAAAGGCCAGUAAUGUGACUUUACUGGAGUACCCCAGACAGCAGAUAGCUGUGAAGUUCUCUGAGGAGCUGAAGGCAGGACAGCACUGUGUUCUGACCCUAGAAUACUUUGCCAACCUAUCACACACCUAUGAUGGUUUCUACAACAGCUCAUACACUGAUAAAGAUGGACACAAAAGGGUCCUCGCUGCAACCCAGUUUGAGCCACUGUCAGCAAGGAAAGCCUUUCCUUGCUUCGAUGAACCAUCAUUCAAAGCCACUUUCCUGAUUACAAUCAGCAGAAAACAGGACUACAUGACUCUUUCCAACAUGCCUAAGGCUAAAACCACUCAACUGCCCGAUGGCCUGAUGCAUGAGUUUGAAAGGACCAGUGUGAACAUGAGUACCUAUCUGGUGGCGUUCAUCAUCGCUAACUUCAGUCCGAUCAGCCAGAACGUCUCAGAUACUCUAGUGUCUGUGUACUCUGUGCCAGAGAAGAAGGAGCACACUGAGUAUGCUCUGGAAACAGGAGCUAAGCUGCUGGAGUUCUACAAUGACUUCUGUGAAAUCAACUACCCCUUCAAAAAACUAGACUUGGUAGCUAUUCCUGAUUUCCUGGCAGGAGCUAUGGAGAACUGGGGACUCAUCACUUUCAGAGAGACCAGCCUGCUGGUGGGCAAACAGUCCUCUCCUCUGGAGAAACAAGUGGUCGCCUCCGUCAUCACGCAUGAGCUCGCUCAUCAGUGGUUUGGAAACCUGGUCACUAUGAGUUGGUGGAAUGACCUGUGGCUUAAUGAAGGCUUUGCCACGUACAUGCAGUACACGUCACUGCAGACGGUCCUGCCCCAGCUGGAAAUUGUAAGGUAAUUUGUUCUGUCUGUGCGGUUCAGAGCUUUAGACAAGGAUGCACUAAACUCCUCCCACCCCAUAUCAACAGAGGUUGAUUCACCAGAGCAGGUGGAAGAGAUGUUUGACUCUGUCACUUAUGAAAAGGUACAACUUUAUAUGGUGCAAUCCAUUCUCUUGAUGCUGAACGCAUCACUGCCAAGGGAACAACAGUUCAGGAAAGGCAUCAUUCAAUACCAAACAGUCAGUGGAUCAAACGCAGACACUAACGACCUUUGGAACAGCCUUACAGAGGUGUGUGUUCAUUCUCACCACAUCAACCUGAAUGUGUCAGAGAUGAUGAGCUCAUGGACAUCGCAGAAAGGCUUUCCAUUGGUCACUGUAAGCCGCCAGGGAGAUCAGGUGACCCUCACACAGGAGCACUUCCUGCUCACCGCUGACAAUGCAACACACACUUCCAGCUUGUGGAAUAUUCCAGUGACAUAUGUUAACGACAGCUGUAGUCUGGCCCCUGAGUGCAGACAGGUGUUCACUCUGAAGACCAAGUCAGAGUCCUUCAAGAUGCCAGAAGGUGUGAAGUGGCUGAAGCUGAAUUACAGACACUCCGGUGUCUACAUCGUCCACUAUGGAGAUGACGGCUGGGCUGCUCUUGUUGAUGCUUUGAACAAUGUCACUGUUCUUACACAAGAGGACCGUGCAUCGCUCAUACACAACAUCUUUGCUCUCUCCAGACUGGGACGUGUGACCUUCUACCAGGUCCUUAACCUGCUGAACUACAUCUCCAAUGAAACUGAGACGUCUCCCAUGUUAGAAGCCUUGUUGCAAUUAAACAAUAUCUACCGGUUACUCGACAAAAGACAGGAGCAUGGACUUGUGGCGCGUAUGAAGAAUUAUAUCAUGCAUCAUUUUGGCUCCUUGAUGGAAAAACAAACAUGGGAGGAGGAGGAGAGUGUGUCCAAACAGGAGCUGCGCUCAGCGCUGCUGGAGACAGCUUGUAAUCUGAACAAGAAAAACUGCACUCAGCAAGCCAGAACCAUGUUCAAGAAGUAUGUGGAGUCCAACGGGACAUUACGGUAUGAGGAUCUGCAGCAAGUUGUGUUCAAUGUGGCAGCUCAGUCCGAUGAAGAUUGGGUGUCUUUGCUCGACUUGUUCACUCAAGUCACGUUUGAUGCAGAGAAGCGGAAAAUGCUGCGUGGCCUAGCAUCCACUCAGGACGCACGACGGAUUGUCUGGAUUCUACAGGCUGGUCUCAAGGGGGACGUCAUUCAGACACAGGAGCUGCCUUUGGUCAUCAACACUGUGUGUAGCGGCUUCACUGGCUACUUGUUUGGGUGAUUUAUACAAGAGAACUGGGACCGCCUAAUAGAGAAGUUCCCUGUGGGCUCCUGCAUCCAGUCAAUCAUCAAAUCUGUCACCUCCCAGUUCUCCACACCAGCACACCUCGAUCAGGUAAAGAAUUUCUUCUUGAGUCUAGAAGAGCGCGGCUCUCAAAUGAGGAGCGUGCAGGAAGCUUUGGAAACCAUCAGGUUAAACCAGCGCUGGAUGGACGAGAACCUGUCCACACUCCAAAACUCGCUCUGAAAAAAAAAAAGGAACUCCAUCCAGUCUAUAUCCAACAACCAGGCAGCCGAGGCGUGUCGCUCAGACAGCAGCAGUGUUUGCACUAUUGUAGGAGUGUAUCUCUUAACUUUCUUUACCAGGCUAGCGUAGAAAUCAGAGUCAGAGGUGGUGCUCUACCUUGGUGGACAAGGUGUUUUAGUUUUUUUUAAGUUGGACCUGUAAGUUAUGUUUUUUAGCUCAGGGUGACUCUGACAGGGAGUGGUCAGACACAACACGCACUCCUCACACUUCAUGCUUUCGACCAAACUUGUACUCUGCAGCUUUCAUCUGACCCUCAAGUCCAAGCAGAUAACAAUGCUUCAUUCACACUCUGCCUGUCUGAGGCACUCAGUCUGUUUGAGUUGUUGAGAAAAGACCACUUUGAAAAAGCAGGCAUAAACAUUUUCAACUUCAUUGUCGAUGAAAGAUCUGUCAGUCACUCCUGGACUCCCUCUCAGCUGUCAGUCUUCUGAAAGCAGCUGUCAGAGAUGAGAAUUUAUCGGCACAUGAGAGACAGGAUUUUUUAACCUUUUAGUGCUAUCUUAUUAAAAUAUAUGUAGAAAUAGUAGCUUGCCUGCCAUCUUGAACUCCAGUUACUCGUGCAGCCUGAAGCAUUUCCCUCUAUCAGUCAUGGUUUGGCGAGAGGAUUGGUUGCUUGAAUUGAUAGCUUAAAAUACCAAACUUGUUUUGGCAUCAGUUGAAUGUACUGGAAAACCUUCCCACUGUGUACAGUAGAUGGCGUACUGCACUAUAGUGCUAGAAAAAUCAACCAAUGUGUCUUAGGAGAGAGCAGACAGGCACACUGGAGCCAAAUGGUCACUUUUCCUUUUCUGUCUGUCUCAUAAACCCGGUUCAUUAUUUUCUUUCCGCCUGCAGUGCAGUCAUUGUAUAAACUCAUCGUUUCACUCUGUGUGCUUGUUUGUAAAGUUGUAAUUAUCAUGUAAAUAUGCUCAACCCUACAAUUUCCCCUGCAUUUUUGAAUGUGUUGUUUGAAUAUCUUUUAAUAUUUAAAGGUUUUAUGGUUUGUGUUUGUAUAUAGAGUGUAAGAGGAAAUGUAUACAUAGACUUGUUGAGGUCAAUACUUAAAGUAUAUGCUUUGUUUAAGACCUCCUCAGGGGGGUAAUUUGCUGAUGAAUGUUUCUGUUUAAGGGCUAAUGUGAAUAAUGAGGAUACAAGUUGUACCGAAGAACAUCUAUGUUGGGCGCGGCUAAUCUGUCCAGUUUGUUUAUCAGCCAAAUACAAAUACUGAAGUUGCUCCAGUAAACUGCAGCGUUGCUCCUAAGAAUGAAGAGUAAGCUAUUAUUAAGAUUGUGAACAUAAUUUUUCAGUUAAUGUUCUAAGAUUUUACUUUAACACAUUGUUGUCUCACUGUCAGCUCAUUUAAAGUGGUACUAUUUUCUUUGUUGGAGAUCUCAAUAAGAAGUGUAUCUGGGUUUUUUUAACAGUGUCUUCAUGAAGCUUCUUUGUCUCUCAAGUAAAGAAAUUGUCUGCAGGAUUUUCUACUUCUUCACCAGAACACAAAAGCAACACAAAACAGCAGAGUGUAAACCCAGUAGUGAUACCUGGCUUGAGCAUGAGGUUGUCUGAACAGGGUUGGGAAAACUGAUGAGUGAUGUGUUUGUUGAUGCUCUAGUGACUCUUUGCUGGUGGUAACAAAGAGGGAAGGGAUCCAGGAAGGGCAGAAGGGAAAAAUAAAAACUAGAUAUGGUGUUUACAGUAGAGCCUAAACCUUCUCCAGGUUAAGUAAGAUAAGUUUAAUUUAUCACAGUGCAGAUGAUUGUGAAUUCCAAACAGGGGAAAAGAGAAACCGAGCACCCAGUGUGUCAGACUUCAAUUUAAGGAUGUCAUUUGCAAUUUAAAUCUGCAACUUUGUUGCCUUGUACCACCCCACCAAAGUUUCACAGACAAUGUGAUGAAAUGUUUAACUGGUAUUUGCUUUAAAUACACAUCUAAUACUUUUACGUCCAGGAUAGUUGUGGACCUUGCAGCUUUAUUGUGAAAGUAGGUUCUUUUGUCCAGUUAUAAAUACCACAUUCAUGUACCUGCUCGAUCGAGGCUCUGGGACUUUGAUAUUUCAUCAUCAUUGGGUUAGGAAAUGCCUACUUUAUGAGAUGUCACUUGAUGAUGUCAUUCAGGCACAGGAUCCAGUCAAGGGUCGGUCUGAUGUCUGGUUGUAGUUGAAUACUACAGACGUAGUGAACCCAAUCAAAUUGACUGAUUUUGCACUGGGAUGAAACUCUGCAGAUGCUUCUGAAACUGUGCUGCUCUUUAUGUGAACAAAAUAUAAAUAAAAGUUCUUUUCUGAGGA